UGGAUCCUCUGGUCACACUUCUGAAGACAAAAACAACGACAAACACAAUAACAUCUAAUGUGCAAAACAAUAGAAUUUUUAUCAGUAUAAAUAAUGAGGGCGCAACCUGCGUAAUUGAAACCAUGCCAGUUUAGUGUAAUUGAGCACAAUUAAACAUUACAGACAUUCUGGAAAACCCUCUAAGAGGUAGUGACGUCAUUUGUAAAAACAAAACGAAGACUGCGCAGAAAAACAAGGGAAAUCUGUUAGGCAAGGUCCGUUGAAAAAGGGGCGGGGGGAGUUAUAGAAACUGAUCCCCCAGAUUUCACUUUUACCACAAUUAAAACUGAUUAAAAAUCGAAGCACAGAGUUCAAAGUAUUUAGUUCACAAUGACUCGCGAUGAGAAGUUGCCGCUUAAACAGGCGGAGGUCUCCAUACAAAGGUUUCAGGAUACGGCGGUUCCCCACCAUCUGAGCCUUUUAAAAAACCAUCGCAGCAAUAUAGAAAAAAGUCUGGCACUCGGCGACUGGCAAAAAAUAAAAAAAGAGGAACUCAAUGCUUUGAGGGUAAUCAAACAGAUCAAGAACCUCCUUCUGGAAAUGGAUGGACUGCGCGAAAAAAUAGGUGAGGAGGACCUGGAACGCUUUGAUGAUCUAAUGAAACCAGGAAGAGAAAAAGCUUUUGAUGGCAUGAGGGAGUUUGCAGAGCUUCAACUUAAAUCACCCACCUCUACCUUGAGUUCCCAGUGUGACGAGGACCAGGACAAUCAACCACAGGAGGUGGACAUAACAAAUUUACCUGCCCACCGGCACAUGCCACAACUGCAACUAAAUUUUCAGCUGGAAGAACACCAGUUGGCCCAACGACAAGCCUGUCUGGAUCAGAUGGAGAACCUGCAAAGGGAGAUCUAUGAUCUGCAUGGGAUGUUCCACGGCAUGCGGCAGCUGACUGCUGAGCAAUCAGUGGCGGUGGAAAAGAUCGCGGACAAUGCGGAGGAAGCUUUGGAAAAUGUCCAGCAAGGCGAGUUGAAUCUUCGCCGAGCUCUCACCUACAAAAAGGCCAUGUACCCCGUGGUGGGAGCUCUCCUGGGCACCUGUGUGGGUGGACCCAUCGGCCUGGUGGCCGGUAUCAAAGCGGGAGGCCUGGCAGCAGUUGGUUGUGGCAUCCUCGGCUUCACCGGUGGCUCUGUUCUCAAGGCCAAUCCCAACGUAAUGCAUGGCAAUAUCGAGGAGGAGCAAGCGGAACCAGAUAGUGAGUCCACCGAGAGACUGGAGCUCAAGGAGAAGCCGGAAUGACCCGCCGGAGGAGGUGCCCGGUCCGCAUCCACGGCUCUGGCCACCACGCACAUCUGGUCGUCGAACACCCGGCGUUUGGAGGAGGCCACCAGUGGAGUGAUCUGCAGUGUGCGCAGCUAUUGUUCCGUUCAGUAGAGUUUUGACACCGAUUUUAGUUUAAUAUUCCCCUAAUUUGUGAUUAUUCAUGUGCAGUAGAUCAUCUAUACUUUAUGUCUAGUCUAAGCGUUGGAUAUUUGUUGUUCACAUGACACUGCAAUUGUGUGUAGAAUUUAAGGCUUCAAAACGCAAUAAUAACUCGUAGCUUUAACAACUGAGAAA
This is a messenger RNA of Drosophila ficusphila, 1593 nucleotides long. RefSeq names its product syntaxin-17 (gene Syx17). The transcript has 3 exons. Gene Ontology annotation, cellular component: autophagosome membrane; endomembrane system; plasma membrane. Gene Ontology annotation, biological process: exocytosis; intracellular protein transport; vesicle fusion. Bases 370 to 1275 code for a protein of 301 amino acids. Gene Ontology annotation, molecular function: SNARE binding; SNAP receptor activity. Lineage: Eukaryota; Metazoa; Arthropoda; Insecta; Diptera; Drosophilidae. The record is from RefSeq and is a predicted model, not a curated record.